AAAUCGUCGAGAGAAUCGUCUUUCGUCUCAUCAUUCGUCCGACUCGAGGGUGAUGGGUGAUUCCAUACAAGGCCCACGGGACUUUGAGAUGAAGAAUGCUUAUCCCAAUGUGACCUCGUGAUAAGACUUGUACCUGAAUUAUCAUCAUUAGAGAUUACUAUGGUUUUGAAGAUGAUCAAUUUAAUAAUAUUUACCUUGGCAACGUGUGAUAUCCUGUUCUCGGAAGUUGCCGCUUCCCCUGAACAGAAGCAGUUACUCGAGGACCUCUUCAUCAACUACAGGUAUAACAAGAUUGCAAGACCUGUACUGAAUGAAAGUAGUCGCAUCAACGUCACAGUCGAGCUCUAUGUCGGACAGAUCAAUGAUGUGAACGAAAAAUAUCAGACUUUGAGUACAAUGGUGUGGCUGACACAGAGAUGGCGCGAUGAGUACCUGAUGUGGGAACCCAGAGAGUAUAACAAUUUGACUGUUCUCCGUAUACCCGCCAGCAAAAUAUGGCUUCCUGAUACUGUACUCUAUAACACUCGGCAGUCAAACAACGACCAGCUCAUGACUGUCGAGACGCUGACCAUAGUCAAAAGCGACGGGUCCGUUGACUGGAGUGCCCCCCUCACCAUGAUCAGCGAAUGUGGUAUCAACGUGUACUACUAUCCCUUCGACCAGCAGGAGUGUACCCUGAAGAUGGGAUCGUGGCAACACGACAGGAAGUUCAUUGACUAUCUCGAUGGUGCUGCCGAUUCGGCGACUGAACAGCACAACGGAGAAUGGGACACCACCAGUAUCAAAGCUCAUAGCAAUAUCAAAGUGUACUCCUGUUGUCCGGACAAGGAGUACCCGGAUGUCACUUUCACCAUCAACAUUAGUCGGAAGCCCCUCUUCUACGUCGUCAACCUGAUCGUCCCGUGCGUCAUGAUAUCAAUGAUGUCGGUAUUGGAGUUCAUCCUCCCCUGUAACUCCGGGGAGAAGGUAUCGUUGGGGAUCACCGUUCUCUUGUCUCUGACUGUCUUCAUGCUCGUGAUCGCAGAGAACAUGCCGGCGACAAGCGACACUAUUCCGGUUCUUGCUCGAUACUACAUCAUCACGAUUUUCCUGGUGUCAUUCAGCACGGUCAUGACCGUUCUGGUUCUUAGCCUUCACCACCGCCGCUCACCAUUACCUCGUUGGGUUCGCCAUGUGUUUCUCCGUGUCCUCAGCAGUAUACUCUGCAUGAAGGUAGAGUCCUCCAAGAACGCAUCAGGAAGUCUGUACGGUCAACCGACCGGUCCUGCUGGCGUCCACAGCUCUGGGCUCCACUUCGAGCUUGUGCCGCAGAUCAGCAACAACGAGUCUCUAUCCGCUUCGGCAACGGAGUACGCCCUCAAGGAAGAGACACUGCUCGGGUCUGGAGACCUCUGCAAUGAUCUUGAUGGUGGCGGCCUCCACGGCCGUUCUGGAGGAACCACGGGGCUCGGAACAGGUGGUGGAGGUCGGGGGAACGGGAAAGGGGAGAGUGGCAGUUGCCAUCGUCCUUACAGCUGGAAGGAUCGUUCGUUCAUGGAUAUCCAGAAUAACGUCAAGUUCCUUGCUAGUCGGUACGCUGAUCGCGACCAAGAUGAACAGAUUACUUCAGAUUGGCAGAAUGUUGCAAGGGUGGUGGACCGUUUCUUCCUGAUUAUCUACAUAGUUUGUGUUGUUCUAAUGGAUGUUGUAAUGGUCCUUCAGGUUAAGUAGCAUAUUCGGUUAUCUGGUAAUGUACACUGUUUGAAUGUUCUCUUUUUCGCAAUAACAACCUUGUUGAGACGUUGCGUUAUUACCAUGGAUACCGUAUGACGUGUGGUGAUGUUUUGCAAAUUUUGGGUUUAAUCAAUGUCUCAGAAUUCAGUCACUAUGCAUACUGGUUAAUAACGUCUAUCUGCUUUUGUUAAAUUAAAACAUAUCAUAAACGAAAGUGUUUGAAAUAAUGACCAUUUAGGUGCAAGCAAACUGGCGAUUUACCUUUAGCAUGUUUUGUAAUCCCUAUUUUAAAAGCAAUGUCAUAGAAUGGUUUAUUCAUCAGUGAUAUAUUUCAACUAGUAAAUGAUGUUCGUUUUUUGUGCUAUACUCCCAAUAAAUCAUCACAUUUAUCAAAUUUAUUUUAAGUUAUUUUCGACCAACUUGAUCAUGAUAAACCAUUCUCAAGAAUGUCGUGGCGCAGCAGGUAAGUCCGAGGUUGAAGAUUCAAAACUAACUGGUUGUAAUUUUGAAUUACAUUUCCCUAUUUAUUUUCUCUUUUGAAAGUCUAAGAUUAGAAACCUAAAUCUAGGGGUAAAAAAGGGAUUCGUUUCCUAGCUUAUUUAGAGAUAUAUUAAUAAUAAUAUCCAUGCAUCAAAUAUCCACAAAUAGUUUAUAUUUCUUUCUUCAGAUCUUUGAAUGUCAGAUUUUUUUCUCUUCCGAAAUAACAUAAUCCUGAUAAGUAGACACUAAGUAAAGUGUAUUAUAACAAGGUUAUAUGUACUUAGGUGCAUCUAGUAAGCAUUUCGACUGAUUUUUGUGUUAUAAUAUUAUUUUGAAUAGAAUAGAUAGGCAUGCAGAAGCUGGGGUAGAUUAAAGAAAAUUUGUUUUCUAGAAUAACCAUCUGCGGGACGGAUUUUGUUAUAAUAAAAAAAUGAACAAUAUUGUUCUAGAUAGCUUUGCGGUGUUUUGUUUGAAACUGAUUUAAUUAUUUUUUUAAUUGAAUACCUGAACAAUGUUUGUUUCUUUAAUUCUGUGCUACACCCUACUUAUAACAUUCGAAUUCAGUGUCAAAAUGAUCAAUUGAAUUAAUUUGGUCCCUUUUCGAAUAUUGUUUUUUCAAUAGUGAAAUCGAAGAAAAACACAUGUCACCAGGAACUUGUAACAGUUUGCAUAAAAGUUUUUAAUUUUGGUCUAAUUUUUACUUGUGUAGAUAUGCUGAUAUACUGUUGUGUCGGUAGGCAGUGUACAUAAUUAUCAUACACAAUAAGACAUGUCUUUGAUCUACAAUGAUAUUUACUCAUAUACAUCAAUUCAUUGAAUAAAAAGAAAAUGAUGAUGAUGAUAGUAACAUAAUUAUAAUAAUGACAACGAUAUAAAUAAUAAUAAAAAAGGAAAUAAUAAAAUGUAUAAUGAUCUUGAUAAAAAUGAUAUUAAAAUGAAAGUAGCAAUAAUGAUGAUAAUAAUGAAAAUAAUGAAUGAUGUUUAUUUUGCGUCGUAAAUUUAUUAGGGAGCUUUGUUUUCACAACAUAGACCAUGGCGCGGGCUCUUCUCGAUUGACACUGCUUCUUUAAUUUAGUAUAUAGGUGAUAAAUCUAAAGCGUACUAAUAAUCAACCCCGAGACGCCCUUCCACUUGUAAACUCGAUUUAGCUCGAGCUGCCCCCGCACUUAGCGCAUUCGAUCGUGCAGGCUACCUAUUCAUAUUACCUGGGUUGAGUGCAACACGAUGUUGAUAAAAUGUUGUUUAAUGAAAUGAUAAAAUAUUUAAUCAUUUCUAUAUACCAUUAUUAUCAUCAUUGAUAUCACUGUGAAACGGAGGUCUACACCAAAUGGAUUUUCCAAUGAAUAUUAAUCUUGUGUAAACUAUUCUGAUUGUAUACAAAUGACGUUUUUUAUACAUUUUAUUUCAUAGUUUUUGUCAGAGGUCUGUAAUCUGGAUAUUGAUUUCAUUUGCAAUCACUCAACGUGGACAAUUUAAACACUGUAAUACAUUAUACUACAUGUACUUUAUGAAUACAAAAUGUUUAUUGCAAAGUCUGAUCAGUUUGUCGCGGACGGGUAAUGAUAACAUUUUGAAAAUUUGAAAGGCCUACACAAAAUGGGAUGAAAUGUGUUGCGUCGUUCUAUGUUUCAUUGCAAAGAAUAUCACGUAAAUAUUCAAAUGAUAGUGGAAUGUAUUGACUAUGGUUAGUGAUACUGAAUAAAAUUCAUAAAAUAUUAGAUGUCUAGAGAUAUGGGUCUCUACAUUUGUAAUUCCAUAGCACUUUUAAACAAAUACAAUAUCAAUAGUACACAUGUACGCGUGCUUCCAUGCAACAGAAAUAUAAAAUUGUUGAUUGUAUUGGUACAUGUAUUUAUUCAUAUAAACCACACAUGGGAGCAUAAAUGCUGAAUUACAUGGAAUUUUAAAAACAAUGCACUAGCUAAUUCAUAUAUCAAUAAAAUUGAUUUAUACAUGUAUAUUUGAA
This is a messenger RNA of Lytechinus pictus (painted urchin), 4159 nucleotides long. RefSeq names its product neuronal acetylcholine receptor subunit alpha-10-like. The record is from RefSeq and is a predicted model, not a curated record. Bases 160 to 1710 code for a protein of 516 amino acids. Gene Ontology annotation, molecular function: acetylcholine-gated monoatomic cation-selective channel activity; transmembrane signaling receptor activity. Gene Ontology annotation, cellular component: plasma membrane; neuron projection; synapse. The transcript is spliced from 7 exons. Gene Ontology annotation, biological process: signal transduction; chemical synaptic transmission; regulation of membrane potential. Lineage: Eukaryota; Metazoa; Echinodermata; Echinoidea; Temnopleuroida; Toxopneustidae.